Molecule: messenger RNA, 948 nt
Organism: Abrus precatorius (Indian licorice)
Lineage: Eukaryota; Viridiplantae; Streptophyta; Magnoliopsida; Fabales; Fabaceae
Product: probable pectinesterase 29
Exons: 6
Coding region: 1-948 (315 amino acids)
Biological process (GO): cell wall modification
Molecular function (GO): pectinesterase activity
Source: RefSeq, a predicted model, not a curated record
AUGAAGAGAAACGUAAAAGAAUUGUGGCAAUCCACCAAAACAAUUACUGUUAGUCAGACAAGGAAGACAGAGUUCAAAACAAUUCAAAGUGCCAUUGAUUCUGUCCCUUCGGGAAACUCUCAGUGGAUUCACAUUCGAAUUACUCCUGGUGUUUACAAAGAACACAUCCUAAUUCCCAUGGACAAACCAUGCAUUUAUCUUGAAAGGGCUGGUAGAAAAUCCACCAGUGUUGAAUGGGGUGACCCCCUUACACGUAAUGCUACUUUGAAUGUGAAAGCUAAUAACACUGUUGCAAAGGGCAUUACUUUCACGAAUACACACAACAACCCUGUAAUAAUGGAGAAAACUAGAAUCACACAAGCCAAGGCAGCUCGGAUCCAUGCAGAUAAAUGUGCUUUCUUGGAUUGUGCAUUUCUAGGAGUGCAAGACACCCUAUACGAUUCUUAUGGACGGCAUUACUAUCAUAAUUGCUACAUUCAAGGUGGAAUCGAUUUCAUAUAUGGGAGUGGUCAAUCAAUCUUUGAGGCAAGUACAAUAAACUUUUCAAUGGGAAAUUCUGGUGUCAAAAUAAAUGGAGUUUUUACAGCACAAGAAAGGGAAUCACCAGAUGAUCCAAGUGGAUUUGUGUUUAAAAACUGUAACAUAACUGGCUCAGGAGGAAAGGCUAUACUUGGAAGAUCCUUCACAGCUUAUGCGAGAGUCAUCAUAGUCAAUUCAUUCCUAUCAGAUGUAGUUUCACCAGAAGGAUGGAAUGCUCGUUCCUUUGUUGGCCAUGAGGAAACCAUCAUGUUUGUUGAAGAGGGAAAUAGAGGACCAGGAGCAAAUAAGUCCAAGCGUGUUCAGUGGAUAAAGGACUUAAGAGGAGCAGCACUUGAUCAUUUCUUAAAUAUCACUUACAUUGAUGAAGAAGGGUGGAUUGCCAAAUUGCCAACAAAGAUCUUCAUUUGA